CUGAUGUUCCAUAAAUAUGUUAUUGCAGAUCCUCUGUGGUCAGUGCCCUUGUGCCAAGUAUGGAUGCAAUGAACACCAACUUCACACAAGACCAACCGUUGUUUAGCAGUUUUGUCCCAGUCAAAGAAGAGUCAAGCUACUUUGAGCAAGUGUACACAGAACCCCUGCUGGUAAAUCUACCCACACCUGACUUCAGCAUGCCCUACAACGUCAUCUGCCUCACCUGCACGGUGGUCGUGGUGGGCUACAGCUCCUUUUACAACUUGCUGACCCGCAUGUUCCAGGUGGAUGAACCGAGUCCACCGCUGGCCAAACGCUUGGCCAACCUGCUGACCUAACUGCCGAGAGCAGAUCUGACUCCUGAAAUGUCCAUAUUAGGCAGCUGAGAGAAUCAUGACUUUAAUACAGCAUCUGCUGGAGUUUUAAGAUGCUUUUCAGCCCUGGAAGGACUCAAUGCCAAGUGACUGUUCUGAACUUUUGUUGAACGAAUAAGCUUCCAAGACAGAUGGAUUAGAUGUUUUGUUUUUAUGUUUUGUUUUUGUUUUGUGAUCCACAUAAGCAAAGAUUAGCCACCUUUUUAUGUUUUUUGUUUUGUGAGUCACAAGCAAAAAUUAGCUACUUUUUUUUUUUGUUUUGUGUCACAAAAAAAAAAAUUAACUGCCCUUUUAUGUUUUGUUUUGUUUUGUUUUGUGAGUCACAAAAGCAAAGAUUAGCCACCUUUUUAUGUUUUUUUUUUGUUUUGUUUUAUGAGUCGCAUAAUCAAAGAUCAGCCGCCUUUUUUUGUGAGUCACAUAAGCAAAGAUUAGCCACUUUUUUAAAAAAAAAAUAUAUAUAUUUUGUUUUGUUGAGUCACAUAAGCAAAAACAUUUUUAUGCAGCGUUUUAGAAAACCAUAGCUUGCUAUCAUGUGAAAGUCUCUCAAAGGAACUGCAUGGUUUGGGCAUCUGGGAGAAAUAUACAUGGAAGAGUGUGAUGUUAAGUCGUCUCAGUUUACACCACCUCUUUGAGAGCGUGACCAAGUGUCACAGAAACACAGACACCACAAUCCAACUACUGAAAAUGGAUGUUUAAAAAUGUGGCAAGUAUUUUCUACUUUCUAUAAUGCACUGAUAUUCAAAUAUGUGUUGUUUUGAAGGA
Molecule: messenger RNA, 1136 nt
Organism: Megalobrama amblycephala (Wuchang bream)
Lineage: Eukaryota; Metazoa; Chordata; Actinopteri; Cypriniformes; Xenocyprididae
Product: GPI transamidase component PIG-T-like
Exons: 2
Coding region: 60-338 (92 amino acids)
Biological process (GO): attachment of GPI anchor to protein
Cellular component (GO): GPI-anchor transamidase complex
Source: RefSeq, a predicted model, not a curated record